Molecule: messenger RNA, 178 nt
Organism: Dentiscutata erythropus
Lineage: Eukaryota; Fungi; Glomeromycota; Glomeromycetes; Diversisporales; Gigasporaceae
Source: the annotation of a GenBank genome assembly
AUGGUAAUAGUGGAAAGAUCUUUUGAAGCUGCGUCAAAUUAUUGUAAAAGUGAAUAUUUUCAAAAGAAAGGUACAUAUCAAAAAUUAGAAGAAGAAUUUUAUAAAUUAGAUGAAAAUAGUAACAAAAUUAGAAAAAGAAUUGAAGGGGAUACUUUAACUGUUGGUCCAUUUGAAUAUG